This is a messenger RNA of Phascolarctos cinereus (koala), 1613 nucleotides long. The record is from RefSeq and is a predicted model, not a curated record. Lineage: Eukaryota; Metazoa; Chordata; Mammalia; Diprotodontia; Phascolarctidae.
AAACAGCCUGCACAAAAGCACCCAAACAGGAGCUGGAAUGAUGAGCUCCGGGAACAGCAAAUGGACCAGUUUGGCAGGAAUGUAGGGGGCCGUGGGGAGCCAUCUUGGAGCACCAGAGGAACAUGGUCAGGCUUGUGCAAUACUAAUCUGGGGAGAAGAGACACUGGAAGCAGUGCAAAGGUCAUUUUCCUUGGCAAAGAAAAUGGAAGCAGAAUUGGAAGAGUAGCUCUGCCAUCUUUCUGUUGUCAGUUAUCUCACCCACCUGAAGUAUCAGUAUCAGCCCUUCUUUGAUCUCCCUCUUUUUUUCUCAAUAUAGCUAUUAAAAAACACCCAAAGACUUUCCUAAAAUCUAGAUUAGGUCUGAUUUCCUUUAUUUCUAUCAUAAACUCAAGGAGAGGAUGUUUAUUUCACCUUAAAGUUCCCAUCAUUUCCCUCUCGGCAACCAGUUCUUCCCCAUUAAUAAGAAUCAAAUUUAGAAUUCUACUUCUCCUUGUUGGCUCCUUCAACUUUUGAAAAAUGAAGUCAUCAUUAAGAUCGUCUGUAGGAGAUUUGGGUCCCUCUUCAUAUUACCAUCUAAACCAUACGUAUGAGAUGAGGGAGCAGGAAGUGGGCCAGUGGCCUCUGCUGACUCUUGGCAAUCUGAUAAUUUUCUAUGAGGGCAAGUAUUUCACUGGUCGGAAGCUGGAGGUCUGUGGGGACUGUGACAACUUCCAGGACCGAGGCUUCAUGAACAGGGUCAACUCCAUCCGCGUGGAGAGUGGCGCCUGGAUUUGCUUUGACCACCCAGACUUCCGAGGACAGCAGUUCAUCCUGGAACGUGGCGAGUACCCUGACUUCUAUCGCUGGAACGGCCACAAUGACCACAUGGGCUCCUGUCGGCCAGUGGGAAUGCAUGGGGAACACUACCGCCUGGAAAUCUUUGAGGGUUGCAACUUCACAGGUGGGUCCUUUAUGAAGAACCAAACUACCGGGGUCACAUGUACGUGGUGGAGAGGGGCGAUUACCGAAGCUUCAAUGACUGGCAGGCCCACAGCGCCAAUGUUCAGUCCCUUCGAAAAGUUGUCAACUUCUUCUAGGGUGGCCCAAUUCUUCUGCUACUAUCUUGGAUGGAUGAAUCUCCAAGGGAACACCAGGGAAGUGUCUUGUUCUUCCCAAGCCAACACUUUCAGGAGACAAUGGGGAAUAAAGGCUAACGAGUUAGUUGGGGUUUCUGAGUGUUUUUCUCUUUUGGGGAAUGGAAUCCUUCUUUGAGAAUAGGGAAGGUGUAACCUCGCUCAUAGACAGGCUGUGCUAUCUUGCCCCUUGGGUAAUUGGAGGUUCUUCUCUUCCCAUCUCUCAAUCAUUUCUCCUCCUUCACCCUAGGUGGUUAAUUUCAGACAUCUCUCACUCCUGAGAAGUCUUCUAUAAAAUUCCAGUUUCUUUUACAUCUAUAGCUCUGCCCUGUGUCCUGUGAGCUGCUGAGAAUCACCCUUGGAGAAGAACGGGCUCAAUUCUUAGUCCCCAGUCCUCCAAGGAGGUGACUGACAGUGCAGUUGGGUCCCUUGAUAUAGAUGCAGGACUGGGAAUCAAUCAAUGAACAAGCAUUUAUUAAGUGCCUACUGUGUGCCAGCCAA